This is a messenger RNA of Colletotrichum karsti, 1797 nucleotides long. RefSeq lists its product as uncharacterized. NCBI's taxonomy places the organism in Eukaryota, Fungi, Ascomycota, Sordariomycetes, Glomerellales, Glomerellaceae. Bases 1 to 1797 code for a protein of 598 amino acids. The transcript has 4 exons. The record is from RefSeq and is a predicted model, not a curated record.
AUGCCACCACUUCCAGGUUUCUCCGACAACCCUCUCCGCACUAGAUCGGACCUGAUCCGGGCUACAAUCGCCCUUCUCCGGCCGCUUUUACCCCACUUCUCUCCGACAAAAGCCCGGAUCCGCGUCCCGGUCUCCACAGCCACCCACUUUGACGAAACAGCAGCUCAACUCGAGGGAUUUGCGAGGCCACUAUGGGCUGUGGGGGCACUUCUUCUCGGCGUUGAAUCCACGUCGGAUCCUGACUUAGUAAAGUCUAUCGAUGAGGUGGUUCAGCCAUGGAUCGAAGGCUUUGUUGCCGGAACAGAUCCUGAACAUCCGGAGUACUGGGGGAAGAUCAACAACAUGGACCAGAGAAUGGUGGAAGCCGAAAUCGUGGCAUUUGCGUUACUCUCUGCGCCGGAGAAGAUCUUCGACCCCUUGACUGAAAAUGCGAAGCAGAACGUGACGAACUGGUUGCGCACGCUGAGCGGGAUGGACAUGCCGAAGAACAACUGGCGCUGGUUCCGUGUCUUUGGCAACCUAGCUCUGUCCAAAGUCUGUGGUGUACCCUUCGAAGAUGUUCGGGAUGAGAUGAAUUCGGAUCUAGAUCUUUUGGACUCGUUCUACCGCCUGGACGGUUGGUCGGCAGAUGGCCCAUGGCAGACUCCCGAGCAAGCACAGUCCGAAUUCGAGCAAUACGAAAAGACUGGCAGACGCGAUGCUAUCGGAGUCGGAAGACAAGCGGACUACUACUCAGGCAGCUUUGCGAUCCAGUUUAGUCAACUUCUUUAUUCUCGCUUCGCCGCCGACCUCGAUCCUGAGAGGGCCCAGGUCUAUCGCCAACGAGCAAGAGACUUUGGAGCGACAUUCUGGAAAUAUUUUGACUCAGAAGGUUCUGCCAUCCCGUUCGGUCGAUCCUUGACGUACAGAUUCGCCUGUGGUGGCUACUUCGCCGCCGUCGCUCUCGCUCAGGUCGAAGAUCUCCCUAGCCCUCUCAGCACUCCUGGGACUGUGAAGGGAUUUUUGUUGAGACACUUGAGAUGGUGGGCUAAGAAUUCAGCUGACAUAUUCAACACCGAUGGUACCCUCAACAUUGGAUGGCUAUAUCCAAACAUGUACAUGUGUGAGGACUACAACUCCCCUCAAUCCCCGUACUGGUGUCUUAAGACACUCGUCGCCAUUGGCCUUGCCGAAGACCACCCUUUCUGGGCAGAUGAGGAGACGCCGUAUCCUGAACCCUCAUCGUUGGAAUCGGUUACCGCUGUACCAGCACCGCAGCAAAUAGUCUGCAAUCACCCUAAAGGCAACCAUCAUUUUAUGCUAUCGCCGGGUCAAUUUGUUGGAUGGCCGAUGAAAGCCAACCAGGCGAAGUACUGCAAGUUCGCAUACUCUUCUGCCUUCGCCUUUUCAGUGCCCACGGGUCCUCUCAUUCAGCAGAUAGCGCCCGACAAUGCUCUAGCUCUUAGUAGAGAUGGCGGGGAGACUUUGGCGGUCAAGUGGAAGUCUGAGGAGGUUCGAUUUGCAACUGCGUCUGUUGAAGGAGCAUCUGGACGUGAAGAGGUGCAGGUGGCAAGUGUGAAGUGGUAUCCAUGGGGAGACCGGGCUGUCAGCGUCGACACAACCUUGAUUCCGCCCACGAAUCGCUGGCCUGACUGGCAUAGGGCGGCUUCGCCAUCUUUGGCCGAAAGAAAGCAGACGGCCUGCCUCUUCCCGUCCUUCGAGACGUUCCAGAGAAGGCCAGGCCAGGUGAUUCCGAGGGAGUCGUGCACAACGAAAACGCCGUUUUGGUUCUUUCCUCAGUUGGCGCAAGUGGGAUAG